Cyprinus carpio (common carp) is the source of this 802-nucleotide messenger RNA. RefSeq names its product translation machinery-associated protein 7. Lineage: Eukaryota; Metazoa; Chordata; Actinopteri; Cypriniformes; Cyprinidae. The record is from RefSeq and is a predicted model, not a curated record.
GUUCGAACGAACCGAUUCGCCAAGAUUCAACAGGCACUUGACGGGAACACUACAUCCGGGUAACUGCUGGGGUCCUGAAAGCGCGGAAAAAGCGUUCGCUAAAUAAUCUGAGCAGCAUGUCUGGAAGAGAAGGAGGUAAAAAGAAACCCCUCAAGGCUCCCAAAAAGCAGUCGAAGGAUAUGGACGACGAGGACAUGGCUUUUAAACAGAAACAGAAAGAGGAGCAGAAAGCAAUGGAGCAGUUGAAAGCCAAGGCUGCUGGAAAAGGACCUUUAACUGGAGGUGGAAUCAAGAAGUCUGGGAAGAAAUGAAUAUGUUUCAGUGUGUAUUUGCGUGCCGUUUAAACCACCAACUCACGAUUUGGGUCCGAAAUUAUGUUUUUGUUAGUUUAUAUUUCUCUUGUGGAGUAAUGUUUUUUGUGAUUGUUUUUUUUUUUUUUGGAUGUUUAAUGUCUUUGUGAAACAGUCAGAGCUCAUGAGAAAUAACUACAGCAUUGAAACAUUUCAGUCUCAUGCAAACAAUCGCAUUGGUCCACCAAUGUUCCGUCAAAAUAUCAUAUUUGUUCAUCUUAAACUCAAAAAUGUGAUGUUAUCGUUUAUUUUUUGUUAUGUAUUAUUAGUCAUCGAGCUGCUCUUUACGUUUAAGCUGCUUUUUUGUCUUCUGCUGGAUAGCGGUCACUCGCUUUCGGCGCCUGUGAAGACAUUCGAUCUGGGUUUAAGAAGAAUAGAAGAACUUUGUAAGCUACAGUUCGGUAAUAGCUCGUGUCUUUAUGGUAAAUGUGAUUAAAUAUCAGUUCAAAUGA